Molecule: messenger RNA, 3252 nt
Organism: Penicillium roqueforti
Lineage: Eukaryota; Fungi; Ascomycota; Eurotiomycetes; Eurotiales; Aspergillaceae
Product: putative eukaryotic translation initiation factor eIF-2C4
Exons: 6
Coding region: 1-3252 (1083 amino acids)
Molecular function (GO): RNA binding; protein binding
Source: RefSeq, a predicted model, not a curated record
AUGGCUCCGAAAAAGGCCAUGAAGCCACCCUCGAAAGAGGGCAAAGAGGAGGAGAGGUCUCUUUCCGGGCACCGCCCUCCUCCUACUGCUGCUAUGAAUACGUCUUCAAAGCCUCCUCCCUCCUCUUCAUCCUCCCGUCAAACUAGGGGUCUUCCUCUGCGCCUUUCUACCCCUGCGGCAAAGCCUCUGGAUCCGCGCCAGAUCCAAGAGCUGCGUGACCACAAGGCCAAAUUGGAAGAUGACGCACGGCGCAAGAAAGAAGAAGAAAGUACUGCUUGGAUGCGUCGAACCAACUAUGACCCUGAUGCGGGCGAGUACAAACGGCCCAAGAGCACUGGUUCUAGUAGCAGUGACUCUCCCAUCCGUCGAGUCCAGACCCCUCCAGAAUUUCCGGAAAACUGGACCGCGGAAGAAAGGGCAAACUACGUCCGCCUUGCAAGAGAAGGCGUGAAAGUGGCUGUUUUUGAACAACACAGACUGGACCUUGAGAAGGUUGAGCACCAUGAAGAUUACAUGACGGUUGUAUGGGAUGGCUGCAAGAACAUUGACAUUCCUUGGCAUCGAUUCAAAAUCAUGCCUGCUUCUUCUGCACCGGAGGAGACUCAAAUCCAGCGUCGGAUUGGUUACAACACUUCCGGCAAAGAGAUUGAGGUUAUGAUGAACGCGUACCCGAUCACUUCUUUCCCGGACAAGGCCGUCUACCAGUACGAGAUCAAUGUUCUCCACGGAGACCAGAACGAGACCGACAGACGGAUCCUGAGAAAGUGCUGGAACAGUGAGACUCGAAAGGCACACAUCCCUGAUGGUAUCUGGGAUGGUGGAAGAAUCUGCUGGUCGCUACGCAACUUCGAUGACUGGAAUGAGAUUAUUGACUUCAGGAGUGAAUUUACCCGGGAUGUCAAGACUCUUACUAAGAAUCAGUACAAGACGAGUCCUACUUUCAGAAUGUCCGUCAUGCAAAAGAGGAAGAUCAAUCUGUCAGUGAUCAACUCCUGGUUGCAGAAUCGCCAUGAUCUGGAUCAACUCGUGAUUGAAUCUCUGAGCUUCCUUGAUCAUUUGCUCCGUGAAUGGCCCACCAAACAGUUCGCCGCAAUCAAGCGGGCCUUCUUCUUCGACAAGCUUGGAGACGACGAGGAGCUGAAGCAGGAGUUUUACCAGCCGCUCGCCAACAUGGGUGCUUCCGUUUACCGAGGAAUCUACCAGGCAAUUAAGCCAACUCCACAAGGUCUGAUCCUCAAUGUUGAUGUCGCUCAUUGCGUCUUCUUUUCUCGUAUUAGUCUUAUGGGGUACAUGAUGAAUGUGAACGGGUGGAACGAUAAGUCGACCCUGGUCAGGAACCUACAGUCAACCCGCGACGAAUUUGGCGGUACGAAGGAAUCGAGGUACUUCGCACAGGUGAACAAGAGAAUUCAAGGUCUUCGAGUGGCACCCAACUACGAGGGUUGUCCUUUCAAGAUGAAAAGCUUCAUUGUCAAGGGCCUGAUUCACGCAAAGCCCAAUGAGUUUUACAUUAGCUAUCACGACAAGGCUACUGGGACGUCUACUCGGAUGCAUCUUCAAGAUUACUUCAUGAAACGGUACAACAUCCGCCUCGAAUAUCCCAAUAUGCUCUUGGUCGAGAUGGUGAAGGAAGACGUUCAUUACCCAGCCGAAUUCCUAGUCAUCAAAGGCCUUCAGAGAUACCGCUACAAACUUACCGAUAUGCAGGCGGCGCAGAUGAUCCAAUGGUGUGCAACCAGGCCUCCGAAGCGUUUGGCCAAUGCUCGCCAGUCCAAGGAACUUCUCCAGCACAAGGAGGACCCGAUCCUGAAGCUUUACGGUAUGAAGAUCAGUGACCACAUGAUCAAAACAAAGGCUCGCCUGCUUCCGAGUCCUGAGAUUCAGUUCGGGGGCAACCGCAAGCACAACCCGCAGCAUGCGGGAAGUUGGGAUCUCCGCGGUAAGAAGUUUUACAAACCCAAUGAAAAGGCCCUCCAGGCUUGGGGUGUUGGCUUCUUUUCCGGACAUCGAAAGUCAAUCAGCCAUGACCAAACCCUCAACUGGGUCGACCAGUUUGUCAAGAUGUACAAGAGCAUGGGUGGUGAUGUGACUGGCCGACCGGUUGUCAAAGGAUUGAGCGAAGACGUUGGCAUGAGUGUCAAAAAGCUGUACGAUGCGAUCGCAGCGCAGAACAAGAGUGAGCCACAGCUCAUGGUCUUCAUCGUUCCCGACAAGGACUCCUGGGUCUAUCUUCGUCUCAAGAAGUCUUCCGACUGCCGGUACGGCACCCCCUCUCAAGUGCUCCAAUCUGCACACUGCAUCAGCAAUAGACCUCAAUACCACGCAAAUGUUCUCAUGAAGGUGAAUGCAAAGCUUGGUGGAGUCACUGCUCGGGCUGUCCCCAAGUCAAAGAGUCAAGGUCUACGCCCAGGCUCCAUGAUCAUUGGUGCAGACGUCACUCAUCCAAUGAUGGGUGUGUGGACCCCGUCGUUGGCAGCCAUGUCGGUUUCGGCAAACUCCACUGCAACUCGCUACAUGGGUGGAUGCGAGACUAAUGGAGAUCGAGUUGAGGUUAUCCGGGAUAAAGUGAUCGAGUACAUCCUGCACCCCAUGGUUGCUGAGUGGAAAGCGACUGUUGGGGGCGGCAAGGCUCCUGAGUAUGUCUACUAUUUCCGUGACGGUGUUUCUGCGUCCGAAUACCGGAGAAUUCUUUCAGAGGAGGUCCCUGCAAUCCGCUUUGCAAUUGCACAUGCAUGUGGUCAGCCAGUCUGGGCAGGCAAGAUGUGUGUUGUGGUUGCCAACAAGCGCCACCAUCUUCGAGCGUUCCCUGACCCCAAGAAUCGCGCAGCCGCAGACUCCCACGGAGCUCCUUUGCCGGGCACUCUUAUUGAUCGGGAUGUUACUAGCCCACAUGACUGGGACUUCCUGCUCUACACACACAUUGCUCUGCAAGGAACUCCCCGCCCAGUCCAUUACCAUGUCCUGUUGGAUGAGAUGGGUCUCAAGCCCAAUGACCUUGAGGGUAUGAUCAAUGACCAUUGCUACCAGUACAUCCGCUCGACAACCUCUGUGUCUGUACACCCAGCAAUCUACUAUGCCCACUUGAUUUCGGUUCGUGCUCGCCACCACGAGGAUGUUCCUAUUACCUCUGGCCCCCAGAGUGGCCCGGAGGUGAAAAUGACAAACCCGAAGCCCAAGGAACCCCGAGCCAAGAGAUUGCUUCCCAUUGAAGGCACCUUAAACAGGCUGGCCCUGGGUAUGUGGUACAUCUAA